AUGCCAACUCUAUCCAAUCUGACACAGACACUGGAAUAUGUCUUCAAAAGGGUUUUUAUCACUUACAUGGAAAACUGGCGCAGGAACACAACGGUUGAGCAAGAGGCCCUGCAAGCCAAGGUUGAUGCUGAGAACUUCUACUAUGUCAUCUUGUACCUUAUGGUGAUGAUUGGAAUGUUCUCUUUCAUCAUUGUAGCCAUCCUGGUGAGCACAGUGAAAUCCAAGAGACGAGAGCACUCCAAUGACCCAUACCAUCAGUACAUCGUGGAGGACUGGCAAGGGAAGUACAGAAGUCAAAUUGUGAACCUAGAAGAAUCAAGGGCCACCAUCCAUGAGAACACAGGUGCAGCGGCGCUCACGAUGUCUCCUUGA
This is a messenger RNA of Budorcas taxicolor (takin), 372 nucleotides long. It is a transcript of the gene KCNE2, whose product is annotated as potassium voltage-gated channel subfamily E regulatory subunit 2. The coding region runs from base 1 to 372 and encodes 123 amino acids. The transcript has a single exon. Gene Ontology annotation, biological process: negative regulation of delayed rectifier potassium channel activity; regulation of heart rate by cardiac conduction; potassium ion export across plasma membrane. Gene Ontology annotation, cellular component: membrane. The record is from RefSeq and is a predicted model, not a curated record. Gene Ontology annotation, molecular function: transmembrane transporter binding; delayed rectifier potassium channel activity; potassium channel regulator activity. NCBI's taxonomy places the organism in Eukaryota, Metazoa, Chordata, Mammalia, Artiodactyla, Bovidae.